Molecule: messenger RNA, 2061 nt
Organism: Sclerotinia borealis F-4128
Lineage: Eukaryota; Fungi; Ascomycota; Leotiomycetes; Helotiales; Sclerotiniaceae
Source: the annotation of a GenBank genome assembly
AUGGCAAGAAUGAAGAUAUCGGGCCUUGUUGCCCUCGUGGCUCUGACACUUCAAGUGAGUGCGAUUGUUGUACCACGCCAUUUGGAGGUCCAUGAGAAGCGAGAGAUUUUACAUCCGAGAUGGACGAAAAGAGAACGUGUUGAGUCGCACAAGUUCUUGCCAAUGCGGAUUGGCUUGGCACAGAGCAAUCUCGACGACGGUUAUGAUCAUUUGAUGAGAAUAUCUGACCCUGCGUCACCGCAUUUUGGACAACAUUGGACCUCGGAAGAAGUCAUCAAUGCUUUUCGUCCUAGUCAACAAACAGAAGAUGAGGUUCGGAAGUGGCUGGUUGACUCCGGUAUUCCAGCCGGUCGAAUCACUCACUCGGACAACAAAGGCUGGUUCGCAUUCUAUGCGACUGCUGAAGAGGCAGAAAGUCUGCUGUAUACCGAGUACCAUGAAUAUGAAGACUCGGUCACUGGUGGUACUAUACCCUCAUGCGAGGCGUAUCAUGUUCCCAAGGAUAUUCGAAAGCACAUUGAUUACAUCAGUCCUGGCAUCAAACUUCUUGCUCCAAUUGAACAUCCAAACAACAAGUUGAAGCGAAACGCUGAAAUGGUAGAGCAUGAACUCCAGAAAAGAAAUACGCAUGGGCUACUACGAGAUGCUAAUCAUAGCUAUAAUAAUACCAAUGCCACAGAUUUGAGUACUUGCGAUAUUGCUAUCACUCCAGCUUGUGUCGCAGCGCUUUACCAAAUUCCACCUGCGACUUUAUCUCAUCCAAAUAAUUCCUUGGGUAUCUUCGAGUCCGAGCUACAAUUCUACACACAAAACGAUCUAGAUUUAUUCUUUACAAACUUCACAAAGCAUAUUCCAAAUGGUACACAUCCAAUUCCAGCAAAUAUAGAUGGUGGAAUGCAAUCAACAACUGAUCCUUAUUAUGCUGGUGGUGAGGUAAAUCUCGAUAUUCAACUUGCUUAUCCAAUCCUUUACCCACAACAAAUCACUCUCUACCAAGUCGAUGAUUACGUUGUACAAGCAAAUCAAAAUGAUACUUACACAUUUGGAUUUAACACAUUCUUGGACGCAUUAGACGGAUCAUACUGCAACUUCACCGCCUACAAUGAGACUGGCAAUGAUCCAUACUUAGAUCAAGCCUAUCCCGAUCAUCUCACUGGAGGCUGGGGAGGACCCCUCAUGUGUGGUACCUUCACCCCCACUAACGUAAUUUCUCUAUCAUAUGGUGGACAAGAAUCGGACCUUCCCAUCUCAUAUCAAAAACGACAAUGUCUUGAGUACAUGAAACUAGGACUUCAAGGAGUAUCAUUCCUUUUUGCGUCGGGCGAUUCUGGCGUUUCAAACUACCCCGGUGAUAUUGACGGUCCAACCGGUUGUCUCGGCCCAGACCUCAACAUUUUCAACCCGACCUGGCCGGGUACCUGCCCAUACGUAACAUCCGUCGGCGCCACAAAAGUCUACCCAGGCUAUACCGUCUUCGACCCCGAAUCUGCCGUCUUCGAUCCCGCCGGUCAUCCAUACUCCGUAAAUUACUCUUCCGGAGGUGGUUUCAGUAACAUCUAUCCGAUCCCCGGUUAUCAAGCUGCUUUUGUUGCAAAGUUUUUCGAUGAACAUAAUCCGCCUUAUCCGUAUUAUAGCGCGUUGAGUAAUGAUACAGAUGAUAUUCAGACAUUACCUGAUAUUGGGGCGUUGGCGGGAAGUACGGGGGGGAUAUAUAAUAGGAUUGGAAGGGGUAUUCCGGAUGUGGCUGCUAAUGGUGAUAACAUUGCUGUAUACAGCGGCAACGACUUUACCCUCAGCGGUGGUACAUCAGCCAGUACACCGAUCUUCUCCGCAGUCAUAAAUCGUAUCAACGAAGAGAGAAUCCAUAAAGGAAAGGGACCAAUUGGUUUUUUGAAUCCGUCAUUGUAUGCAAAUCCGAGCAUGUUGAAUGAUAUUGUCAAUGGAACGAAUCCGGGAUGUAGCACAGUGGGAUUUGAGGCGGUACCUGGUUGGGAUCCGGUUACGGGUCUUGGUACUCCAAAUUAUCCAAAGAUGUUGGAGUAUUAUUUGGGGUUGCCUUAG